Molecule: messenger RNA, 1419 nt
Organism: Penicillium angulare
Lineage: Eukaryota; Fungi; Ascomycota; Eurotiomycetes; Eurotiales; Aspergillaceae
Gene: hxkB
Product: putative hexokinase
Exons: 3
Coding region: 1-1419 (472 amino acids)
Biological process (GO): glycolytic process; intracellular glucose homeostasis; glucose 6-phosphate metabolic process
Cellular component (GO): cytosol; mitochondrion
Molecular function (GO): mannokinase activity; glucokinase activity; D-glucose binding
Source: RefSeq, a predicted model, not a curated record
AUGGCUGGUUUCCGAUAUCGACCAGAGCUCCUCGACGGGAUCUCAGAACAUGAGCUGGCAUAUCUCAAGCAAUAUGAAGACUGGUUUAUACUGGAAGCAGACGACUUGAAGAGGAUCACAGAUCAUUUUGUGAAAGAAUUGGAAAAAGGGCUCACAAAAGAAGGUGGCAAUAUUCCCAUGAAUAUAACCUGGGUGAUGAGGUUUCCCUCAGGUCAUGAGACGGGCCGAGUCCUGACUAUCGAUUUGGGAGGAACAAACCUACGUGUUUGUGAUGUCUGUCUGUCAUCGCGCAAAAGAGAUUUUGAGCAAACCCAGCGGAAGUUCAAGCUGCCAGAUGAAGUCAAAACGGGAACCAACUUGCAGUUGUGGGAUUUUAUAGCAGGUCGCUUGGAGUUGUUUCUCCACGAACAUCACCAAGGGGGCCAGAACGGAGGAAUAAUUCCACUAUCCUUUACCUUCUCAUUUCCCGUUGAUCAAAAAUCAAUAAAUAGCGGGAUUCUCCAGCGCUGGACGAAGAAUUUCAAUGUCUCAGGAGUUGAGGGAGAAGAUAUCAUUCCCCAGCUUCGGGCUGCGUUCCAACGAAAAAACCUACCCGUGAGAAUCGUAGCACUGAUCAAUGACACAACAGGAACGCUCAUUGCAUCACAUUAUCGAGACCCCCAAGUCAAAAUUGGGAGCAUUUUCAGCACGGGAUGCAAUGCUGCCUAUAUGGAAGAAAUAAAAUUGAUCCCUAAGCUGAAGGAUGCUGGUUUACCUGAAAAUACCAAGGUCGUUAUUAACACCGAGUAUGGGGCGUUCGAUAAUGACCGCAAAGUCCUCCCAUUGACCCCAUUUGAUCGGAAGAUUGACUCUCAAUCGUCGCGGCCUGGCACUCAGAUUUAUGAGAAGAUGGUCUCUGGACUAUACAUUGGCGAAAUGCUUCGGCUUAUCCUUGUCACCUUACAUGAAGAAGGGCGGCUGUUCAAGGGCCAAGAUAUCAGUCGUCUUCGACACGAGAAUGCCCUGGAAGCCUCCUUUCUCUCUGUUGCUGAGAUGGACGUCUCUGAUGACUUGGAUGACAUGCGCGAAGAAUUUGAAGAGAGCCUGAGUCUAUCACCAAAAGUGUACGAGUUGAAGAUUUGUCGAUAUCUUAUUGGAUUAGUUGCAACUCGAGCUGCACGCCUAUACGCAUGUGGAAUUGCAGCCAUCUGCAAAAAGAAGAAUAUACGAAGAUGCCAUGUUGGGGUGGAUGGAUCAGUGUUCAACAAAUAUAGUGGUUUUAAGGGACGAGCGGCGCAAGGACUUCGUGACAUAUUUGAUUGGCCUCCCGAUGAGCUUGAAUUGAUUGCCCUCAACACGGCCGAGGACGGCUCAGGCGUCGGGGCUGCAUUAGCCGCGGCACUGAUUCUUGAGGGCGAACAAAAGGCAAAGACAUUGUGA